Messenger RNA from Sorghum bicolor (sorghum), 2280 nucleotides. RefSeq names its product probable WRKY transcription factor 14. The transcript is spliced from 3 exons. Lineage: Eukaryota; Viridiplantae; Streptophyta; Magnoliopsida; Poales; Poaceae. The record is from RefSeq and is a predicted model, not a curated record. Gene Ontology annotation, cellular component: nucleus. Gene Ontology annotation, molecular function: DNA-binding transcription factor activity; transcription cis-regulatory region binding. The coding region runs from base 511 to 2004 and encodes 497 amino acids. Gene Ontology annotation, biological process: regulation of DNA-templated transcription.
CCCAGCCAGCCCUUACUGUGCCUGCCAUGCCUGCCCCUCCCCUCCCUCACAGUAGUCCCUACUCGCCUCCUCGCCAGGCCCCCGGCCAGCCCUUCCCUUCCCUUCCCUUCUCUCUCUCCUCUCUUCUGUCCUUUUUCUCUCGUGUCCUAGUAAAGAAAAGACAGUUUGAUUGCACAGCUAGCCCAUGCUCUUAUCAUCCGCUUCCCCCUCGCCGGCUCUCCCUCCUCUCUCUCACACACACACAAACAAACAAGCCUGGAUCGAGCGAAUUCAGCCGAGCGAGCUUCAGAAACCCUUGCGGGCAAAAGCUACUAGCAAGCUCUCUCUCAACCCUCCACUUUCUUCAUCUAUAUAACCCUAAAUUUGUUUGCUUUCCUUCGGUUCUUGCGAAUUGCCAAGAACAAAAGAGCGAGCUCUCUCCUGUUACAAAGACUAGCUUGGUGAGACCGAGAGGAGUACCAGGUAGACUAUCAGCUAGACUGCUAGAGCGAGCGAGCUAGCUAGCUAGCCAUGUGUGACUACUUCCUGCAAAGGAUGGAGGGCGACCAGCAUCACCAGGCCGGGGACCUCACGGACGUCGUCCGAGCCGGCGGCGCGAUGCAUCAGCAGGGAGCUAUCGCGGAGCUCUCCUCCUCCACGGCCACGGGGUGGCAGCUCCCGGCCGAGCCAGCUCCAGCUGGGCCCGGCCUCUUCCUGCCACCGCAGCCGUCGUCGUCGGAUGGCGGCGACGGCUUCGCGGACGCCUUCGCCGGCCUCCCGGACCCGUUCGCCAGCGACUUCGUCCGCGCCUCUUCCUCCUCCGGCGGCGGCCCCGUCCCUGCUGCCGACUUCUUCGACUUCGAGGCGCCUGCCGCUGCUGUCGGUGGUGGCGCCAGGAGAGGCGGAGGCGGCGUACUGGUGGAUAGCGGCGGAGGCGGAGUGGUGGUGGAGAGGGGGGUGCCGCAGAUGCCCGCGCUGUCGCCGAGGGAGAUACGGCCGUACCCGGUGACGAUGAUUGGCGGCGACACCGUGAAGAUCGGCGUGCCGACGAUGAUGCCCGGGCUGGCGGUUGGGCCGGCCUGUGCGUUCGACGCCAUCGCCGGGUUGCAGAUGCCGUCGCCGCACGGCGGCGGGAUCAAGCGCAGGAAGAACCAGGCAAGGAAGGUGGUCUGCAUCCCAGCACCUGCAGCCGCGGGAGGAAGGACCACUGGGGAGGUUGUUCCUUCUGAUCUCUGGGCUUGGAGGAAGUAUGGACAGAAGCCUAUCAAAGGAUCACCCUACCCAAGAGGGUACUACAGAUGCAGCAGCUCUAAAGGAUGCCCGGCGCGGAAGCAGGUGGAGCGCAGCCGGACCGACCCAAGUCUGCUGGUCAUCACCUACAACUCGGAGCACAACCACCCUUGGCCGACGCAGCGGAACGCGCUCGCCGGCUCAACACGCUCUCACCACGCCAAGAACAGCAAGAACAACCCCUCGCAGCACAACCUGCAGAAGCCAGACCUUAAAGCCGAACCUGAGCAUCAUCAGGCCUCGGCGGCAGUAGUCCCUACUGGCUGCGCCACCACCGCGACGACCGCAGCCACCAGCACCACCACCACAGCGACCACGAGCACCACCAGCAACAGCACUCCUCCGCCGGCGACGAUGGCAGUGAAAGAGGAGGCAAUGGUGGGGUCGGAAAUGGAGAAAGGGAUGGACCAUGACGCUUCUGUCUUGCUGGAUCACGGUGAUCUCAUGCAGCAGAUGUUCAGCCAGAGCUACUACAGGCCGAUGAUACCGGAGGCCGGCGGCGGCGGUGGCGGCCACCACGCCGAUGACUUCUUCGCUGAUCUCGCCGAGCUGGAGUCGGAUCCCAUGAGCCUCAUCUUCCCAGGUGGUGGUGAUCCUGGAAAGGAGAAGGAAAUGAUGCCCAACAAGAGCUUGGGCGCCGAUCCAUUAUUCGGCAUGCUAGAUUGGGGUGCCACUAAUAAUGGUGUUGCUACUUCUGCAGGGAGUUCAUUUGAGCAAGACGAGAGUGGUUGGUGACAUUGUUUAGCUUGCAUUGCAUCUAUAUAUGGUCAAACGCAAGCAUGCAUAUAUGCACGCAACACAUUCGAUCUCUAGUAGGACAAUAACCAUUGCAUUAAUUAAGAUGGAAAGAGGUAGAAAAGGAUAAGAUGAGGGCUAGCUACUUUUGUUUCUGUGUCCCCCUCUUUUAUAUAUAGUAGUUUCUUCUUUCGUUUUAUUUAUUUAUUUAUUUAUUCUGAGUGAUGACUUAGAAUAAAUACGAGCAAAAAUCGCACUAGAAAUCGUUUUUUCUCA